Molecule: messenger RNA, 1133 nt
Organism: Chondrus crispus (carragheen)
Lineage: Eukaryota; Rhodophyta; Florideophyceae; Gigartinales; Gigartinaceae
Exons: 2
Coding region: 1-507 (168 amino acids)
Source: RefSeq, a predicted model, not a curated record
AUGCUCUGCCUCGACUUCACGCCGUCCCUCCCUCACCAUCUUCCACACCCCAACCCCCAUAAUCAUUUAUCACCUUUCAACAGCCCUCCCGCCCGCCCUCCCUACUCACACGCUUACUUCAUUCCCCCCCUACGCCCCUCCCUGCCCCGACAUUCCUCCACUCCCUCCCCACAGCCAUGGGCCUCACCGCAAUUACCGCGGCUGCUGCCCAACUUGCCGCCGUGUCCGCAGAACACCGCCAAACGACCACGCCCCACGCGACCUCCUCCCCUUCUUCGCGCACCCGCCCUCGCUCCCGCUCCCGCUCUAGCUCGCUGCUCAGCGACUCGACCGACCCAGACCCCGACGACUGGGAGAGCGACGACGCCUCCCUCCCCUCCCCAACUAUCAAGACCCGUCCCGCUCCUCAUCACCCACAAAGCCCUGCCAAGAAGCGUCGCGCAGUGUCGCCCACUCCAACCAAGAAGACCUCCCCGCUCACUUCCGUCUCCCCGUCGUCGUCCAUGACAGCCGUCCCUGCUGAAGAAGCUGUCCAAGGGAACAGCGCAACGCCCACCUCACAAGAGCACGCAGACACCUUCCCAGCAGAGAUGUUGCUCGACUUAGCCGGCAGCACCAGUGCUGAAGUUCGUCGCAUGAACGAGGACGAGCGCGCCUUGGUUCAUUACAAGCGACGACUGCGCAACAGGGAGAGCGCCAAGCGCAGUCGCGCGCGUCGUCAGGCCACCAUUCAUGACAUUCAGGGGGAGCUCGAGGACCUUAGGGACGUGACCGCUAAACUGCUCGACAGAUGCGUGUCGUUUGCAAGGGUCAAUGACACCCAGGGUCGUGAACUCGAGACGCUCAGGAAGGAGAAGCACUUGCUGGAAAGUAUGCUUAGGGAGGGCGGUGGUGCCGGCUUGUGACCAUAGUGCGGCCUUCGCGAAGUUGGCGCGACCUUACUUAUUGCCGUUGUUCCGUAGUUUCGGGUUUUAUGUCAAUCGUCAAUGUAUUUCUCGUGACGGUUUCUUUUCUCUCUUCCUCGCUCUCUGGGAUUUGUGCUAGCAUGGGAUACUCAUGUCUGUACUAUCGUCUAUGUUCUUUCUUGUUAAUGUGAUGACCUUUUCGUACAUACUAAACAGUUUAUCUUUCAA